AUGGGUGAGAGUUUGUGGGGAAGUGAUGGUGAAAUCCAGAAGUUACUCGAAUAUAAGGGCAUCGAUACCACCGAAACAAAGCCCCUAUACAUUUCAAUGACUUCUAAUGCUGGCGUCGUUGAAACUUGGGUGAUGCUGGAAGCGGGCUCGCCGACAGUCUUCUACCUCUACCAGCCGGAUGAUGAUGGUCUGUAUCGGAUCAAUCAACCAGAUAAUUUAGCCGAGAUUGUGAAGCGCAUCAACGACGGGAUUGGAGGGUUGGGACUCCUCGAGAAAGAGGAUAUAUCAUAG
This is a messenger RNA of Penicillium canescens, 291 nucleotides long. RefSeq lists its product as uncharacterized. NCBI's taxonomy places the organism in Eukaryota, Fungi, Ascomycota, Eurotiomycetes, Eurotiales, Aspergillaceae. The transcript has a single exon. Bases 1 to 291 code for a protein of 96 amino acids. The record is from RefSeq and is a predicted model, not a curated record.